CUCCCCAUGGCCGGGACGUACAGCUCCACCUUGAAGACGCUGGAGGACUUGACCUUGGACUCCGGGUAUGGGGCCGGGGACUCGUGCCGCUCGCUCAGCCUCUCGUCCUCCAAGUCCAACUCGCAGGCGAUCAACUCUUCGGCGCAGCAGCACCGCGGGGCGGCCUGGUGGUGCUACUCCGGCUCCAUAAACAGCCGCCACAACAGCUGGGACACAGUGAACACGGUGCUGCCCGAGGACCCCGAAGUGGCCGACCUCUUCUCGCGCUGCCCGCGCCUCCCCGAGCUGGAGGAGUUCCCCUGGACCGAGGGAGACGUGGCCCGGGUGCUUCGCAAAGGUGCUGGCGGCCGGCGGCAGCCCCUGUUCUCCGCCGAGGCGGUUAGGCGCCUGGCGGGGCUGCUCCGCCGGGCGCUCAUCCGUGUGGCCCGCGAGGCGCAGCGCCUGAGCGUGCUGCACGCCAAGUGCACCCGCUUCGAGGUGCAGAGCGCCGUGCGCCUGGUGCACAGCUGGGCACUGGCCGAGAGCUGCUCGCUGGCCGCCGUCAAGGCGCUGUCCCUGUACAGCAUGAGCGCGGGCGACGGGCUGCGCCGGGGCAAGUCAGCGCGCUGUGGCCUCACCUUCUCGGUUGGCCGCUUCUUCCGCUGGAUGGUGGACACUCGCAUCUCCGUGCGCAUCCACGAGUACGCGGCCAUCUCGCUCACCGCCUGCAUGGAGAAUCUGGUGGAGGAGAUCCGGGCCAGGGUGCUGGCCAGCCAGAGCCCCGACGGCGGAGGGGCCGGAGGCGGGGAGGUGUCCGCUGAGGCCCUGGAGAUGGUCAUCAACAAUGACGCCGAGCUCUGGGGCGUCCUGCAGCCCUACGAGCAUCUCAUCUGCGGCAAGAACGCCAAUGCUUUGGCAGUAGGCUUGGAGCAGCUUGCCGAAUUGGGAGGAGAAGCUUCAGAAACACAGCCCGAGUAAGCCUGAGGAAUGCCACGCCGGCCUCGUUAAUCGACUACUUGUGGAGCGCCAGCUACAUCCAAGGCCAUGGAGGAGGACGGGAAUUGAUCUUGCCUGUCAAGGAGUUUAGAAUCUAGUAGGGAAAGCAAAGCAUGUCCAUGGAUUCUUCCAAGGAAGUUUGGGGUCCCUGCAUUCAAAUGAGAGGGAUGAUGCCGAGGCCUCAUCUUUCCCACUCUGCCCAUUUAGGGGUGCUUUUCAUGAGCUAUUUCAUUGAAUCCUCCCAAGGCCCUCUGUAAGGUAGAUAUACUCUCCACCCCUUAGAUGGGGACCUUGAUGUUCUGGUGACUGGAGAGCUCAAAGGGGAGAGGUGAGCCCUGGCUGGGUGUGAGGGAGGGAGCUGGGGCUGCUUUGUGGAGGGUGUGGCAUGUGAGCCAGGGGCACUUGGGCAGGUGGAGCUGGGACGGGGGAGGGAAGGUGGUGCAGAGAGCACGCAGGCUUGCAGACAGAGGGAGUGGUGUGAGCAAAGACAUGGAAGCCAGCGUGUGUGUGUUGGAAAAUGGCAAGUGACCCUGUUUGGCUGGAGAGGUUCCGAUGCAUGAUGAGGAGGAGCAGGGCAGAUAACACAGUAAAGAGGAAAACUUUCCCACAUCUUUUAUCCAGAUGUUAAGAAGCCUGCCAGAGUGCAGGAAGAGAGUUUUCCAAAACUCAUUUUUAUAAUUCAGAAAUGGAGUGUGUCUGCUCCCCAGCGCAUCUUAACCACAGCCCCAGACCUCCCAUUUACCCCUCUUGUUGAUUGAAAGGUUGACCUCAAAAAUGCCCCUGGCCUCUGUCCUAGCAGUACAAGUAAUGAAAGAAGACUUUACCCGAGCAAACCUGGGCUGAGAGGGCCUGAAGAGCAAGACCGCCAUCACCCUUGCUUCUCCCAUGCAGUUUGGCUUCUGACUUGGUGUUUCUUGCAGGGCUCCGAACAUAGCAUUUCAGGCCAAAGCAAUCCCCGUAUGGAAUGAAGGUCGGGGCUGGCACACCCGUUAAAUGAGGCUGUUGGACUGACUCUUGCCAAGGCAGGGUUCUCAAACACAGAGGCAGAGAGGGACAGAAGACAGGAUAAGAGGGUCCCAGAACUUUGGUUAUGAGUCUGGCUUGAUAUCUUCAAUUUCCAGUUUAGAGUUCAUCAUUUUGGAAAAUAACAGCUCAGUUCUCAAAGAGGUUUAGUCACCUUCUAAUUCUUGCUAAAGUGGUCUCCAGGGCAUUGAUAAUAAAGAUUUCAGUCAUCAUGUUAAAUGUUUGAUAUUGUGGAACCACCUUAUAGCUCAGUGCCAUCUGGAAUGGACUCCCUAGGGUCCAGCUGAAUUCCGCUGACAGUAAUAAAAUGUGAUAGGUCAUCAAUGGCUUAGCCGAUAACUCAGGUAUUAGACCUUUUCCUGACCCCAGUGUUAUAAAGGAAUUUGUCGCUUGGAAAAGAGAAAUCUCAUGAACAUUUUACAAAAGUACAUAUAUAGUUAUUUAUGGUUAAUGGUUUGGGACCCAUCAUUCGCUUUCUAAAAGUGAGCUGGGUAGGGGUUUCGGAGGGGGGUGGUCAGGCCCAUGAUGGAAAAAUCACACAGGAAAGCUGAACUUGGAAGUACCAGAGAUAAAAGUUUAGGGGUGGGGAGAGAUUAAAGUGGACCACAAAGGGGGUGAAACAGGUCUUUCAGUGCAUGAAAAUCAUCCCUAAAAUUGAGGCCAAAUUUUUUGUUGAAAAUUUUAAAACUUUUUUUUUUUUUAGUCUGUACCUUUUAAGAUAUGAAAAGCAAUAUUUGCUGUGAGGAGAGCUGUUCAGAAACACAAGCCAAGGUUCACGGACCAAGCAAGUAUAUGUGCACAAGUGUCUGGGACAGUCCAGUUCAGAGACUGAAGGAUGUAGAUCCAGAAGAUUCUGGGUUGGAGCUUGGCCUCUCCAUGACCUGGAGUGAAUCACUCCAUCUUCUUGGCUCUUUGUUACUUUAUCUGUGGUGUGAAGAGGUUGGACUAGAUUCUCCAACAGCCCUUCUGUCUCCGCUAAUGUUUCCAGACCCCACAUGGACACUGUGAAAUCACUCUCCUAAGGUCGAGCCCUGUAAUUAUUAUCCUUGGGAAAGAAGCAGCCCAGGAUGGAGCUGGCCGCGCUCUUGGAAGAUGGUCCAGGUAGUGGGACUAAAUGCCAUCCUUUUUAUUAUUGGGAUUAACUAUGAUUAUUCUACUUAGAGUUUUUUCUUCCCCCACUUGCCUCAGAAAGAUGAGUUCUGUCUACUCUUGGCCAACCCACCCCUCCAGCACUCAGCAGCCGUGUCCAGGUCCUGGCAGGCCUGCUUGGUGGUGAGAUUGGCCCCGAUGUGACUUCAUGCAGCCGGUGUUUGCAGCCCGCCUAUCUGACCUCGGAUAUUUAUAGCAGGGAGCAGCUAGAAAAAAAAAAAGAAUUAAAUAUGCUACACCCUUCUUUAUACUAUGUGGGACAGACAGACGUUGUGAGGAAUUUAGAAGGCAGGGCAGUAUAAUCCAGCAAGAUAUUUUUAAAUGCUCUUUGUUGCAGUUGGCAGGGCCGAUUCUUCAAAGGCAGGGAAAGUGAGAGUAAGUGAAAAUGACAGGCUGCCAGGAAUUCCAAGGCUGAGAUGGGGAGCUGAGCACCCCAAGGGGUACGGGUUCUGAACCCCGAUUUACUUCAGUCACAGAGUCUGAGCAGGGCUUGGGGCGGUCCCCACCAGAGCUGGGUGAGUGGGGCAGCUUGUUCCUCUUCCCCACCAGCCCAUCCACGCUACAAAUCCCCAAGUUGAAGAUUAUAAAAUGUUCAGGAGAAGGCAGAACACGUGGCCAAAAAAGAGUGGCUUCUGUGAAAACCAGAGGCCUGGUACUGCUUCUUUAACUCAUCUCAGCAGCUGGGUAAAUCACGUUGUAUGUGGGGACACCAUUUGGAAGCCAGUUGCUUGCAGCUGUUCUUCUGGAUGUAAUCUUUCCAGGAGGAGUGGGGCAGGCCAGGACUAUGCUGAGACCCAAUUCAGUAGCAGGAGAGAGGGCCUCUGGGGUAGAGCUGCCUCUGCAAAGGCAUUACAGGGACCCCCACCUGUCCAGCGGAUGCUUGUAAAGUAUCCUGGGUUUUCUACCAUGCUGGUCUUGGAGGAGCCAGACGGUGGUUACAGUGGGAGGGUCUGGGAUUAGGAUCCAGGGAGAGGCUAAACGUUUUGGCUACCUCUACUUUUUUAUUCAGCAUCUAUUUAUUGAGGACUUACUGUGCAUGGUGAUAGAACAGAUGAAUAUGAGAGACACAAAGCGGGGGAGGGUGUAGGCCCAGUGGGUCAUGAGGAAGGGUAAGACCUGCUGGAGGAGUCACAGUGAGGCCAGCCAGGCUGGAGGAGACAGCUCUAGACAGAGGGAGCAAGUGCACACUGGGUCCAAGGAGGCUGGCGGGGCAAG
Molecule: messenger RNA, 4362 nt
Organism: Physeter macrocephalus (sperm whale)
Lineage: Eukaryota; Metazoa; Chordata; Mammalia; Artiodactyla; Physeteridae
Product: ankyrin repeat and BTB/POZ domain-containing protein 2-like
Exons: 2
Coding region: 7-957 (316 amino acids)
Molecular function (GO): protein heterodimerization activity
Source: RefSeq, a predicted model, not a curated record